Molecule: messenger RNA, 1050 nt
Organism: Penicillium hordei
Lineage: Eukaryota; Fungi; Ascomycota; Eurotiomycetes; Eurotiales; Aspergillaceae
Product: HNH endonuclease signature motif containing protein
Exons: 5
Coding region: 1-1050 (349 amino acids)
Source: RefSeq, a predicted model, not a curated record
AUGAAGAAAUCUACGAAGCGGAAACCUACGAAGCGGAAGCGUUGUGAAUCUCCACAAGCAUCUAUGCAGAACCCCGAUGCCCCCACAUUCCCCCCACGUAGAUCGGCUAGGACUGAGGAAAAAACAGAAAAGGUUGAAGCUCGAAGUCCAAUUGGCCAUGAAUCUUCAGUCCGAACCCCACCAGAGGUUCUCGAUGCCAGCGAAUGGGAAGCCCUCAAGGCCGAAGCCUUGGACGUUUUAUCGCGAAAUAUUGUCACAUACCUCCUGAUACCCAUUAGAGCAGCAGGCGGGAAACCCCCUUCCGUACAGUCGUCCCCUUUCUCCGAGUAUCAAGUAGAUGAAACUUCUGAACGGGCAAAAUUAACGGAGCCACAAGUCCGUCGCCAGCAAUUUGUUGACGGUUGUUUUAAUCGUGAUAACAAGAUAUGUGUUGUGUCGGGUUUCCUUAGCAAUGGUGAAUGGGAGCAGCAGGGCGAACCUCCCGAGGUCCUCCAUGGAAAUCUUGAGGCCGCACACAUUUUGCCAAUCAGCUUCGGCAAGUUCAAUCAGUCUACGGCUUCAAAAGCUAAGACUUCUUCUAUGUGGGAAAUGAUACAUAAAUGUUUUCCUUCCACCCUUCCCUCUCUCGAAGCGGCCACAAUCGAUAAUCUUGAUAAUGGCGUGCUCUUACACAGGACGAUCCAUUCUGACUUUGGUCACUUUGAAUGCGCGUUCCAGCCGAGUGGUGCUGAUAACACCUACCGUUUCGUCCACUACAAACGAUUUUCUCUGGAAAUGAAAUCAUAUGCACCACACGGAGCAGAGAUAAAGUUCAAACAGGCUCCUGGAUACGAAGAGCUCCAAUUACCCAAUAAGGAGUACUUGGAGUGUCAUUAUCGACUGUCGCAGGUAUUUCAUGCCACUGGCAUGGGUGAAUAUAUCGACAGGAACCUACAGCGCCGGGAUGAAAUGAAGGCAGCAACAAGCGGCUCAUGCCUGGCAGAAAAUGGAACCUCCGACCUCACCGAUAUCUUUAAUGUCGCCUUAUGGGGUACUACAGUGCAUUCCUAG